UUCUGUGUAUUUAUUUAUUUAUUAUAAAGAAUGAAAGAAAAAGGAUUAUGUAGAGAAUUAUGACAAGGGACGGAUUUGGGGAAGCGCACGAUAUCCAAAACGUCUGACAUCGGAAUUCCCGGUUGUUGUUGCGGCAGAAUCGUCCAGCUGCGUGAUCGCUGCAGGUGAUUGCACAUUGGUUGAGCUGUUGUGUCAAUCUACAAAGCCACAUUUAGGAGUUUUUUCUUGUGGAGGGAGGCUGCCGGUUUUUGAAGUUACUUCAGCUUCAGCUGGCUUGAAAUCCUCUCUCUCUCUCUCUCUCUCUCUCUCUCUCUCUCUCUCUCUCUCUCGUCAUAAUCAAGUUAUCAUCUGGAUACGAGAGUUUGUCUCUUGUUGUUUUGGUGAUUGCAUUCUGGUUUGUUGCCUGAUAUUGAGUGGAGAAGACUGAGAGAUUGAGGUGGAAUUGGCAUUGGAAACAUGGGCUCUGCGUGUUGCUGUCUGAGGGGUGAAUGGGAAGAUUAUACUAAUCCUAAUAGUACAAUUUACCGGAACUGCAUAUGCCUUAAUUACUUCUUGCGAAACUUCGUACAUGUGUAUACGUCACUUUUUAACAGAGAAGAUCGUUCCUUACCUUCACCAACUCAGGGUACAACAGCUUUGAGUUCUAUAGCAUCGAUUGAUGAUUCCAUACCUGAUACAUAUCGCUCUCCUCCAAGACCUCUUCCUUAUGAUGCCGAUCCAAGAUAUUUCCGCCUUCAGCGUGAUGGUCUGGUCUCUAGUAGUGGAAAAGGGUCUAGUCAGAAUCUAAAUGAGGAAACUGAACCGCUAAGAGGAAGUGAAGUAAACCAAGAAGAAUCAGGGCUAGCGACUAACAAAAGCAAAUGGAAUGAUAUUACAUAUGAAGAAGGUUCCAAAGAACAUAAUUCUAAGUCAUCAAUAAAGCCAUCAACAGACAACCCUGCCAGAGGAUUUGCUCAUAUUUAUACUUGCUCUGAUGAUGAAGAUGUCUGCCCUACGUGUCUUGAAGAAUACAGCACAGAAAACCCAAAGAUUAUUACAAAGUGUGCUCACCAUUUCCAUCUUGGUUGUAUAUAUGAGUGGAUGGAAAGAAGCGAUACAUGCCCAGUUUGUGGCAAGCUGAUGGACUUUGACGAGACAACUUGAUGCAUCAAGCAACAUUUUUCGUCGUCGAUGAAAACUGAAACCAACCGAGAACAGAACAGCUGGCCCAAACUGUAAGUCAUUGUACAUAAUAACCAUCCAUGAAUAUUUUCUGCCGUUGUGGUAAUAUUAUUUGCAAUAGCAUUUUACUUUGCAAAUCCUUCCGGAAAAUUUUUCGAUUUUAUGUGAAGUAGAAAUGAUCUAUUCAUUUCCUGUUUUUGGUUCAAGGAUUUUAGAAGGAAAAAAAAAAGAAGGGAAAAUAGUGUGGAUGUAAGUUAAGUGUGAGAAAUAUGGGUUCUUUGUGUGUUUUAAUUUUA
This is a messenger RNA of Andrographis paniculata, 1457 nucleotides long. Its product is annotated as E3 ubiquitin-protein ligase At3g02290-like. The transcript is spliced from 5 exons. NCBI's taxonomy places the organism in Eukaryota, Viridiplantae, Streptophyta, Magnoliopsida, Lamiales, Acanthaceae. Gene Ontology annotation, molecular function: ubiquitin-protein transferase activity. The record is from RefSeq and is a predicted model, not a curated record. The coding region runs from base 457 to 1143 and encodes 228 amino acids.